This is a messenger RNA of Anopheles coustani, 897 nucleotides long. It is a transcript of the gene Gsc, whose product is annotated as homeobox protein goosecoid. Gene Ontology annotation, cellular component: nucleus. The record is from RefSeq and is a predicted model, not a curated record. Gene Ontology annotation, molecular function: DNA-binding transcription factor activity, RNA polymerase II-specific; RNA polymerase II cis-regulatory region sequence-specific DNA binding. Lineage: Eukaryota; Metazoa; Arthropoda; Insecta; Diptera; Culicidae. Gene Ontology annotation, biological process: regulation of transcription by RNA polymerase II. The transcript is spliced from 3 exons. The coding region runs from base 1 to 897 and encodes 298 amino acids.
AUGUUUGGCAACGAGCGGCUCGGUGGGACGAGCAGCGGUGAACCGAAGUGCUACAAGGAACAGACCACCAAAGAUCCGGACUCCAACGGGACCCCAACCAGCCUGCCCGGUGACACACGACCCUCGUUUGCGUCCGUCUUUACGAUCGAAAGUAUUCUCGGUUUGAACCAGGAUGGUCUCGACAGUAAGUCGGGUGGUGCCCUGAACGAGAAGCUCCUAUCGCCGGUCCCGCAACGGCUCGAUGCUGGUCCCUACGAACUGGAACACCACACCAAGCAGAGCCUCUCGAGCUACCUGCGUUGCACCGCGGCCGGAACGUUCCACCUGCCAACGUCCUCCGAGUCGAGCAUGCUCUCAACGAACAUUCUUGGAAUAGCCUAUCCAUCGUCCUGCCACAGCUAUCUGCAGCCGCAGGACCUGUUCGCGGCCCAUCUGCACCAGCAGGUCGGACUGGUGGCGUGCGGAAACGGCAGCUUCCGGCCACGCUAUCCCUUCCUGAACGCGGACUCGCACAUCAAGCGGAAGCGCCGCCACCGGACGAUCUUCACCGAGGAGCAGCUCGAGCAGCUGGAGGCCACGUUCGACAAGACGCACUACCCGGACGUGCUGCUGCGGGAAAAGCUGGCAAUCAAGGUGGACCUGAAGGAGGAGCGGGUCGAGGUUUGGUUCAAGAACCGGCGCGCCAAGUGGCGAAAGCAGAAGCGCGAGGAGCAGGAGCAGUUCUCCAACUACGAAAUUAAUAAUAAGAUUAGGAAACUUAUCAACAUCCCGGUGUCGACGCAGGAGAAGCUACGCCAGCUGCAGACGGGCAUCUUCGCCAAGGACUCCAAGCUGCUGCCGAAGUGCGACGAGCUGAGCAACAGCAAUAGCGACGCCUCGGACGUCGAGGUGGUAUGA